Messenger RNA from Symsagittifera roscoffensis, 1104 nucleotides. RefSeq lists its product as uncharacterized. The record is from RefSeq and is a predicted model, not a curated record. Lineage: Eukaryota; Metazoa; Xenacoelomorpha; Acoela; Convolutidae.
GUUAGAAUUUAUAAAUAUAAUAAAAAAACUUGAUAAAUAAAACUGCAACCAACACGAGCUUACCGCUCAAAUUAUAAAUAAUGUUGUGAAAACUGUAAUGAAAGCUACAAGAAAAGUUGAAUCGAGGCUUAUAAAGGCAUAGACUGUAUAAACCAAGAAAAAAAUAAUAGUCGACCAAAAUUAACAUAGAAACUUUUGCACGAGCUUCAAAAACCAAACCGCAACUAAAUACUGUGUAAAACUGUGCUUUAACAAUUUAAACAGUGAUUUGAACAGCUGGUCAAAAUCUGAACAGAAACUUAAAGCCAAAUCAAGUCGCAAUGGAAGCAGAAAAAGCAAAGAGACUGAAGCUGUGGGCGGGCGAUGUUUUGGAUACUGCUAUUGUAGACGGGGACAAUCUCGUAGAGGCCAUUGCUGGAGGAUUGGGAGAGAAGCUUGGGCUAACACUUCCCGGGGAAACCGCACAGAAAUUAGCCUACAGUUUGAGCUACAUAGCAAUGAUCGAGUUUUCCUACCAUGUGAUAGGAAUUGGCAGCUCAUUUUCUUCCAUGGAUUUAACGGCACUUACUCUCGCUCAAAUGAAAAAGACUCUGGAGGAUAUCAAAAAAAUGGUUAAAAUCAUUCUUUCAACUCCCUUGAAAACGGCCGGCAAGAAAGUAUUGACUGCCAUUAAUUGUUUGGAAAACAAGCAAGUCGCUGAAGCUAUUAUGAAGUUUCGUGCGGCCGAGGAUGAUGCUCUAACUGCAUACGAAUACGCUAAAGGUCAAGGCAAAAGUUUAGAAAACCUAAAAGAAGUUGAAACAGCUUUUCAGAUUAUAGUUUUGGCGAAAGUUUGCAGUUUGUCCUAUGACGAAGAAAGCAAAACGAUGGAACCAUUUUAUGUUCUUGAUGACGACAAGCAAAGAACAAUUGCAAACGAACUUGAACGUGACUGCCAUGACUUUCUUGAGUACCACGGUAAUGUCAAAGUGGGAGUUUUCAGCCUGAAUAAAGACACUAAGAAUUUUGAAUUGAAAUCAAUGAAGAACAAAAUUUUGAAAUGUUUAUAUCCUUACAUUUCGGAAGGCAAGAAAUACACAUGUGCAAAUAAAGAGCUUCCAAUGA